Molecule: messenger RNA, 1334 nt
Organism: Trichophyton rubrum CBS 118892
Lineage: Eukaryota; Fungi; Ascomycota; Eurotiomycetes; Onygenales; Arthrodermataceae
Exons: 1
Coding region: 647-988 (113 amino acids)
Source: RefSeq, a predicted model, not a curated record
GGCGCUGGCGGUAUCGUGGAUGCGGAUUGUGUCUUCUUCAAGUUCAGGCGACGUCGAGGAGGUGAGGUCGAGGUUGAGUGUUGGAGUCUUCCGCUUUCGGCAGUAUCUUCGCCGUAAAAGUAAAUGGGAAAAAUAACGACGAAAAUCUUCACGGUCAGUCAGCAAACGAGGUCGACGACGGCGAGCAAUCCAACAGCCAACAGCUGCGCUAGGAAGAGAUCCCGUACUUUUUGCUCUUCUUCCUCUCCGUUCUUCUUUUUCUUCGUCUUCCCCCUGGUCCCUUGGCGGGUCUCUCUCUUGUCUUCUAUGUAUUCUUGCUUCGACUAGCUACGUCAUCGCGCUGCCCCAUACAAUUUCCCUCCCCCGUUACAAACAAAACCUGCCAUCUGCUGGGUUCAACGAACUAAUAAUAAUACCAACUAACCACUGGGACUAGCAGUAUGGAGUACUUCGAGUGUUUGGGACAGACGCCAAAGCUUCUCCUAGUCGCCUUUCCUCCCCUGCGCCGUUACAGACUCGGAUUCCGACAGAGAGGUUCGCCAGCUGAGGGACAGAUGGGCAAACAAACGGACAGCCUGAUGACUAGGAAGGAAAGGGGGAAAAAAGAGAGAGAGAGAGAGAGACGGCACCCCGGGACCCUGCCUAUAUGCUGAUUACUUUUUCCUCGUCACAGUACAUAUGUGGUAAAAGCCUUGCAUUGGCCAGGACAGGACAGGAACACGACGGAAAGCAAAAUAAAAACGAUGUGACAUAUAAUACGGGGGAGACACAGGGACGAGAGAGAAGGGGAGAGACAGAAUUUCCUAUCAGGCGCACUCUCCGCUGGGCCAGUCGUGGCAGCAGGCUCUCUCACACUUCCUCGUCCUACCAAUCCAAUUAUUUACUUUUGAGACGUUGUUCGAUAGUUGCUCGAACUUCAAACAGCCGUCCAAAAAUAAUCAGAAGAAAAAGGAAGCAGACAACUAACUACGGGGUACGGAGUACAUAGUUACGGAGUACGGAGAGAGUGUACGUUAAGUGGCUGCUCGACAUCGUCACUUGGGCAGUUAGACAUCUUUCCGGUAGUUGCUUCUUUUCUUUUCCACCCGCAAGUUGCACCGGCUGCACCAUAUACGUAACUGAGAGACUAUGAGACAGUGCAAUCCCUCGACUUGUACGACUCCUCUUGUUGAUUUAUCGACCAGACCAUCUCUCGAUUUACACGGAUAUUCUCAGAUGUCGAUUAGUUAUUUUGUCUGCCUCGGGCUUUCUUCAUACCCUUCAUUUAUUCGACCCACAGCAAGGGGGAGGAGAAGAGAAGGCGAAGGGGUAGGAUCCACCGCCGCCGUUAAGAG